AUGUAAUGCGAUGUAUUUGAUUCAAAAGGAAAGAUUAUGGUUUCAACAGGUAGAAAUGCUAUUAUUAAAAUUUGGAACUUCGAUAAUGGAAUGAUCAAAUAAACUCAUUCACUUCUUGGACAUUAAGUUAUCUGUCUAGUCCAUAGCUAAAUUAAUAAUUAUUUUGUUUCAGGAUCUUCAGAUGGUUCAAUUAUUAUGUGGAAAUAUUAUGAUAAUAAUGAAUGGAAAAGUUCUAAACUAUAGAAUAAACAUAAGAAAUAUAUUUAUUGCAUAAUCUUAACAGAAAAUGAGAAUUAAUUGAUAUCAUGUAGUGAUGAUAGUUCAAUUAAAGUAUGGACGGUAAAUUUCAAUAAUCAUGAAUCAAAUUUUUUAUAUUCUUUGGAUAAACAUGCAGGGUCGGUUUAUUCUUUAAGCUUAAAUUAAUCAGAGAAAGUAUUGGUUUCAUGUGGAAGUGAUUAAAUUAUAAUUUGGAAGAAAGAAAUAAAUACUUAGUGGAAGUUCUAGUAUGUUGUUAAUUAAUCAAUAUAAGAAUAUGGAUUUCAUGUGAAGUUUUUAAAGGAAGAUUAAUUUAUUUGGGCACCAUAUAAAAGUAAUAAUCUUUGUGUGUUUGAAUGUAAAGAUGAUGGUUUAUAUCAAGAAAAUAUAGAGAAAAGAGUUUAAUUUAAAAAAGAUAAUAAAGGAUUAGUAGGUUUAAGUGGAUUUCCAAUUAUUUAUAAUAAACUCAAAAAUAUGAUAUGUCUCAGACAUGUGUGUCAUAUUUGUCUACUUAAAUUCGAAAAUGAUGGAUAAUUAUCUAUUGUUGAAGAAUUAGAUUGUCUUAAUUGGGAAAUAUAUGGAACUGUAACAAAUAAUGGACAAUAUUUAGUAUUUUGGGGGAAGAAGAAGGACACUUAUCAAGCAUAUGAAAUAUUAUAUAAAUGA
Messenger RNA from Paramecium sonneborni, 921 nucleotides. The record is from the annotation of a GenBank genome assembly. NCBI's taxonomy places the organism in Eukaryota, Ciliophora, Oligohymenophorea, Peniculida, Parameciidae.